AUAGAAUCUACGUUCUCUAUAUUUUGCCAGAGAAUGUUAAUGGGAAGUGAAAAUAAACAUCUGUUUGGCAUUCCAUCCACUUAAAAUUAAGAAUAAGCAAUCAGCUGAUUUGACGACACCACCUUGUAUAUAUCAACAUUGAUUAAAAUAUUUACUUGUUUAUAAUGUUAAUUAGAAAUUUUUCAAAAUGUUUUAUGUUUCGCAUCAUACGACGUCCAUUUAUCAUAUUUGCAACGGAACAAACAAGGAUACCAAAUCAGAAUGAAAAUAUCUGUAUUGACAAACUCUUACGGUCAGAAAUAUUGCUUUCAGAAGAAAAUAAACAGCGCGCCAUGCAAUGUAUGAAGAAAACACCACAUAUUGGAUUGAAGUUGGGACAAACUACACGAGAGAAGUCAUUCGCCGCUGUUCUCAUAUGUCUCUGCAAAGAUGAAAGGGGUGAAAUCUCUAUACUCUACACCCGGCGCUCUAGUCGACUAACUCGGCAUGUUCGACAAAUAUCCUUUCCCGGGGGACUGAAGGAUUCUGAAGACAGUGGUUUUAUAGACUGUGCUUUGCGUGAAACGGAGGAGGAAGUCGGUUUAACUCGAAAGCGAUUAAAUGUUUGGGGAUCAGGCACUCUCAUAACCCCACCACAUACUGCUGCCAUCAUGCCUGUUGUGGCUGCGGUUAAUGAUUUUAGUUUACAAGAGUUAAAACUGAAUGCGGAUGAAGUUGAAGAGGCAUUUCUUAUAUCCGUCAGAGAGCUGGUACAUCCCAAAACAUUAAAGCAUACACAAUUUAAGGGAGGGUGGAGUACCCCUAAUUUCGUUGUUGGACAUAAAAAAGUGUGGGGCAUUACAGGUUUCUUAACAAACAUGUUUCUAAGAUGCCUUAUUCCCUUUGAUUUAAAUAGACUUAAACAUCACGCAAAAUAUGUUCGUCCUUUUAAGCACCAGCAUUAAUUUUCAUUUCUUCUAUAUACAGUGUCGGACAAAACAUAUUGGACUCAUAUUUACGAAUUACAUUAUUAUCUCCUAUUCUCGCAAUUAUCAUUUUCAAUGUAUUUUUUUUAUUUUCUCUAAGUAUUUUUGAAUCGUCAUGCCGUGUUGUAGCUUUGGGCCGUCCUCCAUGAUGGUGAGUUUUCAGAGUACUACUUUCCCUAUAUUUUUUUAAAAUGAAGCUGUUGAUUUAUUGACAUAAAUGUUGUUACAAAUGUAUUUUUAUGAUAAAUCAUUCUUGUAGUCUUUUUUUAAAUAAACUGAAUAUUUAUUUCCAGUCAUGGCCAAGGUUUGUUUAUGCAAGUAUCUUAGUUAAAUUAAAAGCAUUAUCGUUGUUCAAAUUGCGUAAACAUUGCAAAAUCGUCAUAAAAUAACCUAAUUAUAGUCGCCUAACGCUAUUAACUGCAACCAGUUCAAUAUGUUUUGUAGCAAUGAAUGCUGCGUACUUGUAAUUUCUUUCGUAUCAAAUUUAAAAUAUUAAAAAUAAUUAAAUAUUCACUAAAUAAAUAAUUAAUCGUUACAUUUAGGUACCUUUUUAUUUCCAAAAUUGUAAUGUUGAGUAUACGAAAUAUCUUUAGCAUUCGUUGCCAUCAGUCCAGUUUUGUAAUCAAAAACAUAUUAUAUUUCUCUGAUAUUGUGAAAGUUUCAUAUAUUUCAAAGUGUAUAUACAAGUAUGAAUAAAAAUAUCUGAUCAAAGUUUGAUAUAGCUAACAUCCCGCGACUAGUCUUGCAAAUUUAAAAUAAAGGCAGCAUAUUAAAUGCAAUGUUCAA
Bactrocera oleae (olive fruit fly) is the source of this 1751-nucleotide messenger RNA. Its product is annotated as mitochondrial coenzyme A diphosphatase NUDT8. Lineage: Eukaryota; Metazoa; Arthropoda; Insecta; Diptera; Tephritidae. The record is from RefSeq and is a predicted model, not a curated record. Gene Ontology annotation, molecular function: coenzyme A diphosphatase activity.